ACCCAGGGCGGGGACACUCGGCGAGUCACGGGAGGGGACGAACAUCCCCUGAGCACCAACCCCGCCGCCCCAAAAAAACCCAUCUGCGGGAUCUAAAGCGCUGCUCCCAGGACAUGCCCAGCGCCCCGCGCAGGGGGAAGGAGCCGUGAGAGGGGCAGGAUCUGCUCCCGGGAGCACCCAAAACCCGCCGUCGCGCAAGAAGAUCCAACCAAGACCAUCCCACGAGCACUAUGAGGACUCCUGCCAGCAGCUCCACUCUUUGGUGCUCCACAGCCACCCCCCCAGCUCCCGCUGCUCUGGCCCUUUUCCUGGCGUUGCUCCUCUCCGGCGCUCGCAGCCAGACCCCCCGGGCUCUCCAGGAGAGCGCCGUGCCCUCGGGGGUGCUCAGCCAGGAGCAGGCCUACAGCCUGGUGCAGCCCAGCCUCUUCCAGGACGCCCAGGGGUCCAACCUGUCGGGGAGCCUCCCCGGGAGCAGCAGCUCGGAGCCGCCGCUGCUGCCCGUGUGCGUGAAGCCCGCGGACAUCCGGCACGUCUUCAAGUACAUCAACACCAUCGUGUCCUGCACCAUCUUCGUCGUGGGCAUCAUCGGCAACUCCACCCUCCUGAGGAUCAUCUACAAGAACAAGUGCAUGAGGAACGGGCCCAACGUGCUCAUCGCCAGCCUGGCCCUGGGGGACCUGCUCUACAUCCUCAUCGCGCUGCCCAUCAACGUCUACAAGCUCUUGGCAAAGGACUGGCCCUUCGGAGUGCAGGUGUGCAAGCUGGUUCCCUUCAUCCAGAAAGCCUCCGUGGGCAUCACGGUCCUGAGCCUUUGUGCCCUCAGCAUCGACAGGUACCGAGCCGUGGCGUCCUGGAGCCGGAUCCAGGGCAUAGGGAUCCCCAUGUGGAAGGCGGUGGAGGUGGUGCUGAUCUGGGCAGUGGCCAUCGUGCUGGCAGUGCCCGAGGCCAUCGCCUUCGACAUGGUGGAGCUCAGCUACUGGGAGCAGCACCUGUGGGUGUGCAUGUUGGCCUCGGAGCAGAAAUCCCGCUUCAUGAUGUUCUACCGGGACGUGAAGGACUGGUGGCUUUUCGGCUUCUAUUUCUGCCUGCCCUUGGUGUGCACUGGCAUCUUCUACACCCUCAUGUCCUGUGAGAUGCUGAGCAAGAGGAACGGCAUGAGAAUUGCCCUGAAUGACCACAUGAAACGGCGCCGGGAGGUGGCCAAGACCGUGUUCUGCCUGGUGGUGAUCUUCGCGCUCUGCUGGCUGCCCCUCCACCUCAGCCGCAUCCUCAAGAAGACCAUCUACGACCAGACGGACCCCAACAGAUGUGAACUGCUCAGCUUCCUCCUGGUGAUGGAUUAUUUUGGGAUCAACAUGGCCUCCCUCAACUCCUGCAUCAACCCCGUGGCUCUCUACUUUGUCAGCAGGAAAUUCAAGAACUGCUUCCAGUCCUGCCUGUGCUGCUGGUGCCAGAGGCCUGCCCUGAGCAUCACCCCCACGGAUGAGAAGGGAUCAGUUGGGAAGUGGAAAGCCACGGGGCAGGAGCUGGGGCUGGACCGGAGCAGCUCCCGCCUGAGUAACAAGUACAGCUCCUCCUAAAUCCCCAUCCCCUCGGGGUCAAGGACAAGGCACAGGGCCAGGACAGCAGGACCCCUCUGCUCCUCUCCCAUGGCUCCUCCCUGGCUGGGCCCGAAUCAUCUUUGCCUUUACGUUGUAACCCACCUGGCAGGAGCUGCAGCACUCCAUGGCCCCCCAGGCCCAGCUCUGGGCCCGGGCUCUGCCCCCACCCUGAGGGAGGGGGAAGGGCAUUCACAUCCUUACGGGAUUCUUCAUUUCCUUGCAGGAAAACCAAGUGACUUCUGGCCAUUUGUCUGGGGGUGGAACGUGGGGCUGGGGGGGGAGAUGUGCAUGGAAAAGGGAAGGAAAGUUGGGAUGUGGUCGCUUGGAGAUGGAUGUGGGAUGAGGAGGGGAGGGAGAGGACCAUGAGUGACAAUUCCCAGCUGAAAGAGCAAAAAAAAAGAGCUUUGGUUGCUGGGCCUGGAGUCGGGAUGAGAUCCAGGGAUGGCUGGCAAAGCACCAGUGGUGGGAACCCUCCUCCUGCUUGUGGUGGGACAGUCACUCGGCCUCACUGUGUCACCAACCUGCCCCAGGGAGCCCUGAAAGCCCCCUUCUCUUCCCCUUUUCCUGGGAAUCCUGCCCCAGACUCCUGAGCCGGGGGGGGGGAGGUGAGUGGCACACGCAGGUGACCGCGUGUGACCGCAGGGUUUGGGGUCCAGGAGUCCCCAGGUGUCACUGGGGGGAACAUCCAGCCAAGCCAUCGGGUCCAGCUUCCCCUUCCCAGGGCCAAGGGAGCGCCAGGAUGGCUGGGGAAUGCUGUUCCUUCCAGGGAAGAGUUGGGAGGCCCAGGAAAGGGAAGGCAGAUACGGCUCCAAUCCAGGUGAGGCCGAUCCCAAGGAUCCAGCCCUCACCUUUCCAACCCCCCUGGAAGCACCUAACGCUCUGCUGGGCAGGUGGCAAGGGAGAGGAUCCAGGUGUGCCCCUCCAGGAAAGCAUCCAGCCUCAAUCCAGGCUCCUCAGCAGCUGGAAUGUCCUUCAGCCCACAGCUCCUGGGAGGGGGAUCACCCGAUCCAAAGGGGAAAAGGGGUGCCCUGGAUUUUGAUGCCUGGAGUUGGUGUUCCCUCUGCCGUGUCCUGGCCAAGGGACACCAAGUUCCAGGGCAUCUGGGAGGGGACAGAGACGUCCUCGUGGUCAACUGAAGGUGGCAAAGGCAGCGGGGAAGGUCCAAUCUCAGCUGAAAGAGCCUCUGGAACGAACCAAAACAUGGCAAAGAGCUUCCCCAAAUUCCCUCCCGACAAUAUCAAUCCCCUGAGUGAUUUUCCAGCAAUUUUCGACUGGACAGAGCUUGGAGCAACCUGGUCUGAUGGAAGGUGUCAGAGAUGAUCUAUAAGAUCCCCUCCAACCCAAAGCAAUCCAUGAUUCCAUGUUUAUUCUAACAACCUCUUGCCAAAAGUGUAAGAAAAUCUACAUGAAAAAGUUUCAGUUACCAAGUCUUUGAUGAUUUUCUGUUGGUUUUCCUUUCUUUAUUAUCCCUCUUUUUAUUUCUUUCCCCUUUUCACCUUGCCAUAGGAAAAAAAAAGUGGAGAGAGGAAAACAGGAGAAAAGACUUGCAAUUAAAACGUUUUCCAGGUGUUGGGGUUUUUUUUAGCUGCAAAUGUUUCACAAACAAGUCAUAUUUCUGAAAGACAAAUGGGUUUCAAGGCAAGCAGAAACUGAGGAAUAGGUAGACCUGCCUUUUUCCAUACAUUUCCCAACCUACUGGAGUAAUUUCUGUCUGUGUUGCAGUGCUGCUGUUGGGCUCUGGCUGCAUUUGUCAGUGGAAAAAUGAAGUCAAAAGAGAAAAUUGAUAAAGACUGGGAUGUUCCAGCUCAGACACCUUAGUGAAAGGGUAUUUUUAAAUGAUUCUGCUUAUAAAAAGAUCAGAAUUCUGUGUAUUUCUGCAUUUGUCCACAUUUCCAGGCAAAUGGAGUCUGUGAUUUCAACUCCCACUGUUAGGUGGGACCACGCUGGCAUGGGCAGGAUGGAUCCCUGGCAGCAAUCCCACAGGAAAAGGAGCUGCAUUAGGAAACCCAAGGUUCAGCUGGCCCCUUGGCACAACCCCAGCACAAACCUGCCAGCAAGACCCACUUUGCCAGUUCCUGUUUGACGGAGUGAUUUUAUAGAGAAAACCUGACCUUUCCCUUCCUGCCUCUCCCUCCUCCAUAUGUUCCUAAUAAACCAGGGUGGUGUUUGAAAGGAAAACCUCUGGUACUGAGCAGCAGGGGGGCUGCAAAGUCUCUUAAAUACUUCCUUGAGUGGCAGCAGGUUCCUUUGGGAUGAGCCUUGUCCCUCCUCCACGUGCUGAGCAACCCAGAAAGGUUCCCAAGCCCUCAAAGCCCUGUGAUUUCACACCCCAUUACACCCUCUAAAGCUUGAUUUGAGCCCCUUGGCUCCCUGAGGGCUCAGACUUGUUCUGUGCACCUGAUUCUGCACCUCUGACCUGGAAAUCCUGGGAAGAAAACAGCAAAAACACUUGGAGAGGGGAAGAAAUAUGAUGGGAGAGUGACAGAACUGCCUUCUCUCCAUCAUUUUUAUCAGGGUGUGUAGAGACAGGACAAGGGGGAAUGGCUUCAUACUGACAGGGCAGGGUUUGGUGGGAUACUGGGAAGGAAUUCUUCCCUGGGAGGGGGGUGAGGCCCUGGCACAGGUUGCCCAGAGAAGCUGUGGCUGCCCCUGAAUCCCUGGAAGUGUCCAAGGCCAGGCUGGAUGGGGCUUGGAGCAACCUGGGCUAGUGGGAGGUGUCCCAUGGCAGGGGGGGGAACUGGAUGAGCUUUAAGAUCCCUUCCAACCCAAGCCAUUCCAUGAUUCUGUGGCUUUCCACACCUGUGCUGAGCAGAAUUCAGUGUCACCUCUGCAGCAUCUAAAUUAAUAAGCUUUAUUCAUAGAGAAAACACAGCUUGCAUCAAAGCUGUGAAAGAAACAACCAAAAAGAACCAGCUUGGACCCAGGGAAUUCAACACACGGACAUCACACA
This is a messenger RNA of Pseudopipra pipra, 4551 nucleotides long. RefSeq names its product endothelin receptor type B-like. The record is from RefSeq and is a predicted model, not a curated record. The coding region runs from base 231 to 1580 and encodes 449 amino acids. Gene Ontology annotation, biological process: vasoconstriction; endothelin receptor signaling pathway; developmental pigmentation. Gene Ontology annotation, molecular function: endothelin receptor activity. Gene Ontology annotation, cellular component: plasma membrane. Lineage: Eukaryota; Metazoa; Chordata; Aves; Passeriformes; Pipridae. The transcript is spliced from 8 exons.